Messenger RNA from Coregonus sp. 'balchen', 15437 nucleotides. Lineage: Eukaryota; Metazoa; Chordata; Actinopteri; Salmoniformes; Salmonidae. The record is from the annotation of a GenBank genome assembly.
GUGAGUCUGGCGCUGACAUGUUGGUGACAUGUGUGCUUUCCCUGCUCCUGCUCGUGCACAAGUGUGUUUCUGCGCCACAGGUGCCCGGUGACGAAAGGUAGGCCCUGACACACACACACACACACACACACACACACACACACACACACACACACACACACACACACACACACACACACACACACACACACACACACACACACACACACACACACACACACAGUAAAAGUAUAGGGCAGGGGGAAAGUAUAGGGUUUGUCCUCAAGGUUAAAAAUAUGAACCAACACUGGUCUAAGAUGGAUUUUCCAGCAGGGUUAGGUUUCCUGUUGGCUUGGGUAUGUUUUGUCAUUCUUUUGUUUUUUAUUUGUUGUUUAUUUGGUGAGCCAGUCAGACAACAAUAUUUACAUUUACAUUUACAUUUACGUAAUUUAGCAGACGCUCUUAUCCAGAGCGACUUACAAACUACUUGUGUAGCACCCCUGACAGCCUUCAGCCUGCACUGUCGAUUGAGGGACAAGCGUCCUGUAGGAGUGAUGCCACCUGAUGUAAAAAAUAAAUAAAUAGGAAUAACAGAGACAGUAUGAGGUUACGGGAAUUACAUCACAUCCUGUCCCUGGGUGGUAACAACAACAGAGGAGAAAUAGGGGUCAGAGUUCCGAGUGAGCCUGUUUAUAUAGCGCUUCAGGUAGAGGUCAAAGGUCAUCUUUCCCUGCACUUAAUCCUAUUCAUAAAACCAACAUAAAGUAUUUGUUAUCACAACAGUCUCUCUCUCUCUCUCUGUGUGUUUGUCCCACAGAGUAGAGUCAGCAGGAGCCCCUCCCCCUCUCACACUGGCCAAUCCCUUCGGCUCUGGAGACGAGGAGCGCAGGUGAGUGGCACCUUUUACUUUAAUUAUUACAGUGGUGGUCAACUCUACUAAAUAAAGGGUUAAAUCAGGCCAAAUCUGGUCAACCCUCCUCCAGGUGAGCUGCUGGGAGUGCAGGGCUUUGCUCCAGCCCUAAUUUAACCCUUUACUCUGACAGGGGCAUGUAUUAUGUUCGUUCACGCUAUCAGCUCUGUGGACUUUGAGUAGGCAGCUGCAGAGUUUCUCCCAGACAGACAGAUACGAUACUGUAUGUAGCUAUGUUCAAACACAGGUUUAUGAUGCUGUUAUAAUGUUAGCCUUUUUUGUAAACCUAACUAGUGUAAUGCUGCCAGUAUUACUGCCUAUUUUCACAACAAUCUGGUUGAACAAACAAACAAACAAACAAAUUACUGAAAUAGUUUGUGCUAUUACACAAUUACCACAUUCAGUUGUGUUCUGUAAAAGGUCAAAGGUUGUCUAGGUGUGUGAGUGUUCUAGCUGUCCAGGCCUCAGUUCAUAUGCACUGACCAGGCCUACUGUGUGAUUUAAGACAGGUGAGCACAAGGACAUGCUACACUAGGGGUUGAACAGCAGAUUUCCCGUCCAAACCCACUCCCUUUUCCCGGGAUAAAUAACUAAGAGAAACCGGUAAAUUAUAAUAAAUCAUUUCAAUGAACAGCAUGAUGUGAAAUGGAACUGUUAAAUGAUAUGCAAUGUCUAAAUCUGGCUUCUCUACGGCCUUCUCUCUGCUAUCUGCAUGAUCAAUCAUUAUCGCUCAGAGUGGGGACAGACAAGCCAUCUCAGUAUGGAGCGCAGUUCACAACAUGUAUCAUCUCAUCAUGGUAACUUUUUUUCUUGUGAAGGGUAGGCCAUACUAUAUUAAUAGGCUAUAAUGACUGAAUCUGCAUCUAAUUUACACAUCUCCAUCUGGCUUUCAGGGGUCACCUUGUUUUUCAAUUGUAAGUCGCUCUGGAUAAGAGCGUCUGCUAAAUGACUAAAAUGUAAAAUGUAAAUGUAAAGAUUUUUUUUUAAAUUGCAGCUGCAGAGUUUUAAAACAGCCUAUCGCUCGAACAUCGUUGCUUUAAAUUGGUGCGCACGCGAGCACUCUCGCAGUCUUUCUCUCUCUCCAUCAAUUCCAUUCAAAUUGCAUCCAAAGUAGAUAAUUCUGUUCAAGAUUGAUACACUAUAUAUACAAAGGUAUGUGGACACCCCUUAAAAUUAGUGGAUUCGGCUAUUUCAGCCACAGUAGUUGCUGACAGGUGUAUAAAAUCGAGCACACAGCCAUGCAAUCUCCAUAGACAAGCAUUGGCAGUAGAAUGGCCUUACUGAAGAGCUCAGUGACUUUCAACGUGGCACCGUCAUAGGAUGCCACCUUUCCAACAAGUCAGUUCGUAAAAUUUCUGCCCUGCUAGAGCUUCCCCGGUCAACUGUAAGUGCUGUUAUUGUGAAGUGGAAACGUAUAGGAGUAACAACGGCACAGCCGCGAAGUGAUAGGCCACACAAGCUCACUGAACUGGGCCGCCCGACUGCUGAAGCACGUCAAAAUUGUCUGUCCUCGGUUGCAACUCUCACUACUGAGUUCCAAACUGCCUCUGGAAGCAACGUCAGCACAAUAACUGUUAGUCGGGAGCUUCAUGAAAUGGGUUUGCAUGGCCGAGCAGCCGCGCACAAACCUAAGAUCACCAUGGGCAAUGCCAAUCAUCAGCUGGAGUGGUGUAAAGCGGGCCGCCAUUGGACUCUGGAGCAGUGGAAACGCUUUAUCUGGAGUGAUGAAUCACGCUUCACCAUCCGACGGACGAAUCUGGGUUUGGCGGAUGCCAGGAGAACGCUACCUGCCCAAAUGCAUAGUGCCAACUGUAAAGUUUGGUGGAUGUGGAAUAAUGGUCUGGGGCUGUAUUUCAUGGUUCGGGCUAGGCCCCUUAGUUCCAGUGAAGGGAAAUCUUAACGCUACAGCAUACAAUUACAUUCUAGACGAUUCUGUGCUUCCAACUUUGUGGCAACAGUUUGGGGAAGGGCCUUUCCUGUUUCAGCAUGGCAAUCCCCCCGAGCAUAAAGCAAGGACCAUACAGAAAUGGUUUGUCGAGAUCAGUGUGGAAGAACUUGACUGGCCUGCACAGAUCCCUGACCUCAACCCCAUCGAACACCUUUGGGAUGAAUUGGAACGCCGACUGCGAGCCAGGCCUAAUCGCCCAACGUCAUUGCCCGACCUCACUAAUGCUCUUGUGGCUGAAUGGAAGCAAGUCCCCGCAGCAAUGUUACAACAUCUAGUGGAGGCUGUUAUAGCAGCAAAGGGGGGACCAACUCCAUAUUAAGUUUACAUUCACCUUAGCCAAAUACAUUUAAACUCAGUUUUUCACAAUUCCUGAAAUGUAAUCCUAGUAGAAAUUCCCUGUCUUAGGUCAGUUAGGAUCACCACUUUUAUUUUAAGAAUGUGAAAUGUCAGAAUAACAGUAGAGAGAAUGAUUUAUUUCAGCUUUUAAUUAUUUCAUCACAUUCCCAGUGGGUCAGAAGUUUACAUACUCAAUUAGUAUUUGGUAGCAUUGCCUUUAAAUUGUUUAACUUGGGUCAAACGUUUCGGUUAGCCUUCCACAAGCUUCCCACAAUAAGUUGGGUGAAUUUUGGCCCAUUCCUCCUGACAGAGCUGGUGUAACUGAGUCAGGUUUGUAGGCCACCUUGCUCGCACAUGCUUUUUCAGUUCUGCCCACACAUUUUCUAUAGGAUUGACAUCAGGGCUUUGUGAUGGCCACUCCAAUACCUUGACUUUGUUGUCCUUAAGCCAUUUUGCCACAACUUUGGAAGUAUGCUUGGGGUCAUUGUCCAUUUGGAAGACCCAUUUGAGACCAAGCUUUAACUUCCUGACUGAUGUCUUGAGAUGUUGCUUCAAUAUAUCCACAUAAUUUUCCUUCCUCAUGAUGCCAUCUAUUUUGUGAAGCGCACCAGUCCCUCCUGCAGCAAAGCACCCCCGCAGCAUGAUGCUGCCACCCCCGUGCUUCACGGUUGGGAUGGUGUUCUUUGGCUUGCAAGUACCCCCUUUUUCCUCCAAACAUAACAAUGGUCAUUAUGGCCAAACAGUUCUAUUUUUGGACAUUUCUCCAAAAAGUAAGAUCUUUGUCCCUAUGUGCAGUUGCAAACCGUAGCCUGGCUUUUUUAUGGUGGUUUUGGAGCAGUGGCUUCUUCCUUGCUGAGCGGCCUUUCAGGUUAUGUCGAUAUAGGACUCGUUUUACUGUGGAUAUAGAUACUUUUGUACCUGUUUCCUCCAGCAUCUUCACAAGGUCCUUUGCUGUUGUUCUGGGAUUGAUUUGCACUUUCGCACCAAAGUACGUUCAUCUCUAGGAGACAGAACGCGUCUCCUUCCUGAGUGGUAUGACGGCUGCGUGGUCCCAUGGUGUUUAUACUUGCGUACUAUUGUUUGUACAGAUGAACGUGGUACCUUCAGGCGUUUGGAAAUUGCUCCCAAGGAUGAACCAGACUUGUGGAUGUCUACAAUUUUUUGGCUGAUUUCUUUUGAUUUUCCCAUGAUGUCAAGCAAAGAGGCACUGAGUUUGAAGGUAGGUCUUGAAAUACAUCCACAGGUACACCUCCAAUUGCCUCAAAUGAUGUCAAUUAGCCUAUCAGAAGCUUCUAAAGCCAUGACAUCAUUUUCUGGAAUUUUCCAAGCUGUUUAAAGGCGCCGUCAACUUAGUGUAUGUAAACUUCUGACCCACUGGAAUUGUGAUACAGUGAAUUAUAAGUGAAAUAAUCUGUCUGUAUACAAUUGUUGGAAAAAUUACUUGUGUCAUGCACAAAGUAGAUGUCCUAACCGACUUGCCAAAACUAUAGUUUGUUAACAAGACAUUUGUGGAGUGGUUGAAAAACAAGUUUUAAUGACUCCAACCUAAGUGUAUGUAAACUUCCGACUUCAACUGUAUAUACAUUGAGUGUACAAAACAUUAGGAACACCUGCUCUUUCCAUGACAUAGACUGACCAGGUGAAUCCAGGUGAAAGCUAUGAUCCCUUAGGGAUGCCUCCUGAGUGGCGCAGUGGUCUAAGGCACUGCAUCGCAGUGCUAACUGUGCCACUAGAGAUCCUGGUUCGAAUCCAGGCUCUGUCGCAGCCGGCCGCGACCGGGAGACUCAUGGGCGGCGCACAAUUGGCCCAGCGUCGUCCAGGGUAGGGGAGGGAAUGGCCGGCAGGGAUGUAGCUCAGUUGAUAGAGCAUGGUGUUUGAUUCCCACGGGGGGCUAAUAUAAAAAAUAAUAAAAUGUAUUCACUAACUGUAAGUCGCUCUGGAUAAGAGCGUCUGCUAAAUGACUAAAAUGUAAAUGUAAAUGGAUGUCACCUGUUAAAUCCACUUCAAUCAGUGUAGAUGAAGGGGAGGAGACAGGUUAAAGAAGGAUUUUAUAGCCUUGAGACAUGGAUUGUGUAUGUUUGCCAUUGAGGGUGAAUGGGCAAGACAAAAGAUUUAAGUGUCUUUGAACGGGGUAUGUCCAAUGUUCCCUCUAAGCUGCCGCACAGAGCGCAGAAGAAAUAUCAGCCCACAAAGAGAAACAUGAGAUUGAACUUCACUCAACUUUCUAGAGUUUUCCCUGUUAGUUAACACUAUCAACGUUUCCCUUUACUGUGGUAAUAGUGAUCGAAUCAACGCAACUAUGCAAGAGAUUUUGUUGUAGACAGAACGCAUCGGAGUAGGAUUCUAUUGCGCACGACUCAGCCCAGACCGGUGCGGCAUUACCAAUCAGAGCUGCAGUAGGCCUAUAUGCAAAUAGACCAUUGCCAUAUAUGGAUCUGUGCCAUUUACUUUGAACUGGACUGUGUUUACAGCUGUGGUCGUGAGUAGAUGCACUUGUUUUGAGAUCAAAGAAAGAGCUGCAUGUAGCCACCUGUGAACAUUUUGUUCAUAUCCUUUGCUAGUUAGUGAGUUAUUAGCCCUGUUAUAGAUCAUUUGUAGUCCGCAAUAGGGGAGAGAUUGCUUCCUACAAGAGCACAAAACGUGUACAUUUCUAGACAUCUUUGAAAAGCAAGUCAGGUAAAGAGCUUUUUUUUGUCUUAAAGGGGCAGUGUUGUAUUUUGAAACAGGCCUGAAUAAGCUAAGUAGCCAAUAGGCAGAGUUUAGCAUAAUUUGGCUGAUUCUCUGUAGUAAUGGUAUUGGAAUAAUAAUUCAUUUUAUUUUGUAAAGUGGUUUCUUGCAUCAAACAACACAACAACAUUUUCAGUCACCUCCUUGUCUGAAGGACAAGUGGAUGAACAGGUUAAUGUCAAGCCCUGCAUGUUGUUUUCAAAAGUCUCAUGGAAUGUAGGCCUACAUUUAACGCCACACAUUGGCUGCUACUGUAGGCUGAAUUAUAGAACAGCUAUUUCCAUGUUCAAAUGUUAUGGGAUUCAUUUACUCCAUUGUUUCUGAUGGUAGGGCGCUCUGGUAGGCCUACAUUAUGAUCAAAUAGCCAAAGUAGCCUAGUUGGCCACUGUUAAAACUGUAACUUAAAGUGGGUACAGCCUCAGUGUUCACAGUAAACGUGCGCUGGAAGUUGCACAUAAUUUUCACAACGUUCAAGCUUGCGCUCAGCAGACCUGAAAUUUGCUCAGUGCCUAACAUUUUUUUUGAGGGAACAUUGGGUAUGGUAGUAGAUGCCACGUGCACCGGUUUGAGUGUAUCAAAAACUGCAACGCUGCUGGGUUUUUCAUGCUCAACAGUUUCCUGUGUGUAUCAAGAAUGGUCCACCACCCAAAGGAGAUCCAGCCAAUGGCAGACCAGUGGUCGGAAAUGGGUCAUUGAUGAAGAGGACAAAGGAGGCUGACACUAAUUGUGCAGAACAACAGAUGGGCUACAGUUAGUCAACUGACAGUCCAGUACAACAUUGGUGCCCAAAGACCCAUAAAAUAAAGCACAACUCGCCGUACCUUGACACGAAUUGGGUAUGGCAGCUGACGACCUUAUAGAGUUCUGCAGUUGCAGUGGGCUAAGGGACGAAAACACUGGACACUGGAGAAUUUGAAAAACAUUGCCUGGUCUGAUGAAUCCCGGUUCCUGCUGUUUUACUCUGAUGGGAGAACUAGGGUAUGGAGAAAACAUGCAUCCAUCAUGCCACGUCUCAACAGGCUGGUGGUGGUGGUGUGGGGUGUGUUUUCAUGGCACACAUUGGGCCCCUUGAUAAAAGUGGAGCAACGUUUGAGUGCCACAGGAUAUCUGAACAUCAUUGCCAAUCAGGUGCAUCCCUUCAUGGCAGCAGUGUAUCCAUCGGCAAAUUGAUUUUUUUCAGCAGGAUAAUGCCCCAUGCCAGAAGUUUAGGAUUGUCCAGGAAUGGUUCCAUGGACAUGACAGUGAAUUCAGCGUACUACAGUGGCCUGCACAGCCACCAGAUCUCAAUCUAAUUGAGCAUCUAUAGGAUGAGAUGGAACGACUUAUUCGGAGUAGAGACCCACUACCAGCCAACUUGACACAACUGUGGGAAGCAUUGGAGUCAACAUGGGCCAGGAUUCCUGUGGAACGCUUUCGACAACUUGUAGAGUCCAUGCCCCGACAAAUGAAGGCUGUUUUGAGGGCAAAAGGGGUGCAACUCAAUAUUAGGAAGGUUUUCCUAAUGUUUUGUACACUCAUUUUACUGUAUAUAUAGAUGUCCUAGCCUACCCUGUUUCAGGUAAUACAUUCAAUGCUGUAUUAACCUUAUAUUUAGCUAAUUAAUGAUGGGUUAUGCAUAAGCUUCUAACAUAGCCUCUGUCUCUUGCACAAUACGCACCUUCACUCCGCUGGCUCCUUAGCUCUUGGAGUCCCAGGAAAACUAGACUAGAAUAGCUUGCUGGAAUUUUUUAUUUCUUAUUCUCAUACUAAUAGACUAUUCGAAAAGGGAUGCAAGCUCUUGUUUGCUGACUGUUAAAUACAGCAGAUUGAAAGAAUAGAGAAUGCGGGACCGCGGUAGACUAUAGCAGUUAUUUGUUCAGAACCAUAAACAUUCGAUCUUCGUGAAGAGAAGGGAAAGCCUUCUGCAUCUUAUUCUAGUCCUAUAUUAUUCAAGCAUGUCAUUACAAUGAUGAAGAUAAGGACAACAAAACGUAUUUCAUUUAACUGUUGAAAGCGAGGAAGGAAUGACGCAACAAUAGAGAUAGAAAGAGGAGAUGGGUUAAUAAGCACGUGGAUAUACAAGAUGACGUAUUGAAUACACAGCGGUACAAAUCACCUCAAGAUAAAAACAUAAUAUUCAAUAUCAGUAAGUUAGACUAAAUAUUAACAUUUCAAAUAUUCGAGGGUAGUAACAUUCAAUCUGGAUAAUAACACAAAACAAAUUAUAAGGCUAGAGAAAUGUAUCGACAAAUAUUACAACAACACGCAACACCCAAACAUGACGGAAGAUAAACGAGGAGAAUCAAUCUCCAAGAGAAAAUGCGACUCCUCGACUGAUACAGAUGAUUUAUGCUUUUCACCACCGGGACUGGUAAGUGUGGAAAGCGACUUGUUGAAGUCGAUAAAUGACAAACUGUGCAUACUAGAGUUGGUCAGUAAUGAUGUAAAAGAGUUGAAGGCGAGUCUUGAAAUUAGUGACGGAAAAGCUGCGAUAAUGGAGAGCGAUACAAAAAAACUAAAAGGGACAGUCACUAGGAUGGAAACGGACGUUAAGGAACUUAAAAAGGAGAACAACUUUCUGAGACAAGCCUUACUAGACAUACAAACUAGCUCGAUGAGAGAAAAUCUAGUACUUACGGGUAUUCAGGAAAAAGCGGGAGAGAUUACAGAAAAAAUUGUGAAGUACUUCUUUCUUACAGUGCUUCAAAUUCUACUCGAGGCUGUUGACAAAAUCCAACUCGAACGUGUACACCGUUUCAGACAAAGAGGACAGAGAUAUGAGCGUCCAAUCGUUGCCAAAUUUGCUUUUUUUAAGGAUAAAGUAUGGUUAAAAGCCUAGGUAAAAGACUUGCUGGCACAAAAAUAGGCAUGAAUUAUCAGUUCCCGAGGGAGAUUGCAGAACGGCGCAAAGUUCUGUACCCAAUAGAUUAAAAGGGAAGCGUGUUGCUCUUGUUGUCGAUAAACUGUAAAUUGACAACCAAAGACUACGCCAUGGCUAUUCUGAAAGUUCUAAUAGAGGAGUCGAAUAAUAGAACACCCAAUACUAGUCAUGGUAGGGAUUGUAAUAAUAAAGCACAUUUAUUAUAUUAGGUAUAGUAUUUUAUAAAGGGAAAAUACGUUAUUACAAGAAAAGAUAACAAGCAAAAUAAUACAUCUUCAAAUACAACUAAAUUAGAACACAAGUACUCAAUCAACAUAGUGGAGAUAAAAACAUAGCAAACAGAAGACAUAGAAGGCACAGUAUGUGGGUAUGUGUGGAUGAAUUGUGAUGGAAGGUGUGGUGUGCGUUUUUGUGUUUGAAUAAGUGUGGCGUUAAGUGAUUGAGAAAGGAAAUGGUAGCAUAUCCCAGAACCAACGUGUGUCUGUGAGCAGGGGUUGUGAGAGAGAGCUUUCAAUUUUGUGCAGAUGAGGGAUAUACAUUUUAAAAUAUAGUAUACAUCUAAUAUAUAUUUUUAAAUUGUCCUAUCAUGAUGGAAUGAUCCCCAACCCUAUGUCCUAGACACCCACCUGAGCGACCCAUACACCAAAGAGAAGUCCCCAUCUGUUUUAUGGACCUGCUGUGAGUUGACUAUAUGCAAUCAAAACAGAAAAAUAAAUGCGGUCAGAGACCUACUUGAGCAGCACCGCCCCCUCAAGAUUCUGAGCCUGCCUGACAGGGUUGGUCCUACAAAGCCAGAGCCCCCUGAUGGGAGAGCAUAAUAUACAAGGAAAUUCUCAAAGCUGCUAAUGAGAACCUUGACGACCUUGUACCUAGCCGGUGGGGAUUCCAGUUGGGUACCCCCACCCAGGUAGUGGCAGUGCUGACAACACUGGCUGCAGUAACCCAUGGGGAGGGGGUCACACUCGGACAAUCAGAGAGGGGCUUAUCAUUGUAGCCCAGGUGGCACAAAAUAAUCAAAGAGUCCAUACUAACAAAGGAAAUAGAAGGUCUAAAAGAACAGAUAGUAACAUAGGCUCAGAAUAAAUUAGAGGAAAAACAAAAAGAAAUGGAGAAACUUAUUCAAGAAAGAUCAAGUGUAAUAUAUUAUAAAAAUAAAGCAAACUGGAUGGAACAUGGGGGAAAAUGCACCAAAUUAUUUUUUCAUCUUCAGCAUAGGAAUGCUACCAAAAAUAAUUUACUGAAACUGGUUACAAAUGACGGAGUCACCCAUGAUUCACCAAAUUAUAUUUUGAAGGAGGAAACAAAGUACUUUAAGCAUAUGUUUUCGUUUCAGUCGCCUCCAUCUCCUCUAACUGAAGCUAAUUGUAGAGAUGUUUUUUCUAUUGAUAAUGUAAAAUUAACAGCCAUACAGAAAGACUAAUGUGAAGGUGAAAUUACAGAGGAGGAACAUCUGGAUGCAAUUAAAGACUUUAAGUCCGGGAAAACUCCAGGGUUGGAUGGCAGUCCAAUAACCAGUCGAGGUAUACCAAACCUUUUUUGAUAUACUCAGAGGACCGUUAUUAGCAUUUGUUAACCGCUCCUAUGUAAAUGGUAGAUUAUCAGACACUCAAAAAGAAGGUCUGAUUUCAUUAUUACUGAAACAGGUGGAAAAUAGGUGGAAAAUACAAAGAUCCAGUCCAUUUUAAAAAAUUGGAGGCCCCUUACACUUCAGUGUUGUGAUGCAAAAAUUAUAGAAAAAUUUAUAGCUCAUAGAAUUAAAAAUAUAUUGUCGGACAUUAUUCAUUCUAAUCAGACAGGUUUUUUACAUGGACGAUACAUUGGAGAUAAUAUAAGGCAAGUACUGGAAACAAUAGAACACUAAGAAACAUCUGGGAAACCAGGCCUGCUAAAUUAAACAUUUACAUUAACAUGUAGUUUACCAAUAAAAUGGUCUGAUGGUGAUGUGGAUAUAGUCGGAAUACAUAUCCCAAAGGAAAUAAAUGAUCUCACUCCAAUACAUUUUUAUAGAAAGUUAGCAAAAAUAGAUAAGAUCUUGCUACCAUGGAAAGGUCAAUUUGUGGAAAAAUCACCUUGAUUAACUCUUUAGUAUUAUCCCAGUUUACCUAUUUGCUUAUGGUCUUGCCUACGCCUAGCGAACAGUUUAUUAAAUUAUAUGAGAAAAAAAGAUUCCAUUUUAUUUGGAACGGCGAGCCAGACAAAAUUAAACGGGCCUGUUUAUAUAAUGAAUAUGAAUUCGGAGGACAGAAAUGAUUAAAUAUUAAAGCAUUAGACCUAUCACUAAAAGCUUGUCAUACAAAAGUUAUACUUAAAUCCAAACUGGUUCUCUAGCAAAUUAGUAAGAUUGUCUCACCCAAUGUUCAAGAAUGGCCUUUUUCCCUUUAUUCAGAUUACAACCUCUAAUUUUCAGUUAUUUCAAAAGGAAAUCAUCUCCCAAAUAUCACUAUUUCUAAAACAAGCCAUAGAAAGUUGGUUGCAAUUUCAAUUUAAUCCUCCAGAAACGACAGAACAAAUAAUGCAACAAAUAUUGUGGUUAAACUCAAAUAUACUAAUUGAUAAAAAACCUUUUUUUUUUGACAAUGUUUAAAAAAGGUAUAAUCUUCGUAAAUGAUAUCAUCGGUAGGACUGGUGGAGUUAUGUCGCACAUGCAGCUAACAAAAACAUAUGGAAAUGUCUGCUCUACCCAAAAUUACAACCAAAUAAUUGCAGCAUUACCGCAAAAAUGUAAGAGGAAAGUGGAAGGGGGAAAAUGUAAGGAACUUGUCUGUCUGCAUUAAAGAACAUAAUUGGUUAAAGAAAACUGUGCUAAAUAACAAAGUAUACCAGUUUCAUUUAAGGACCAAAGGAUUGACAGCAGUCCCAUAUAGAUUGCAAAAUAGUUGGGAAGAGAUUUUUGACGUACCGAUCCCAUGGCAUAGUGUUUAUGAACUGAUACGCAAAACGACGCUGGAUUCAAAACUUGGGAAGUGAUGCAGACAAUUACAUUGAUGGAAGUUACAAUCUAUCUGCAAUAUUAAAGCUGAUCUACCCCCUAAAAAAAAAAAAAAAAUGGUGGAAAUAUGAUGAAAGGUAUAUGCGUCAGUCUAUUAAUUAUAAAAACGUAAAAUAGGUUCUAUUAUAUUUCAAAAUUAAAAUCAAAUUUGCUAGCCUAUACUUAUAACUUUGUAGGCCGUAUGUUCUCCCCCAGCUUCAUGGAUUGAACAAGGUGCGUAAUUCCAGUCUAUAUAAAACAGUAAAAUACAGUACAGUAGGCUAAUACACUCAGCCUACUGGAGUUGUUUCAUUUAUUUACCCAAGAGAGUAUAGGCAGGCCUACAUCUAUCGGCUUUUAUGUUUUUCUGUCGUACGUAAUGUGCGGUAGCCUAUAUAUCAUAGGCUAUGUAUUGGAUAACGACACAAUCAUUUGGGGCUUUUUGAGCUUGGGAUCUUAAAAUGUCUUUAAUGUAUGGCUCAUCAGGCUCUGGUAGCGUCAGGCUUGAAUUUUCAUGCCGAUCAAAACUCUAAUCAAAUCCAGACAUAUUUAUAUGCUUUAUACACUGAGUAUACAAAACAUUAAGAACACCUGCUCAUUCCAUAUAGUGACCAGGUGAAUCCAGGUGAAGCUAUGAUCCCUUAUUGAUGUCACUUGUUAAAUCCACUUCAAUCAGUGUAGAUUAAGGGUUAGAGACAGGUUAGAGAAGGAUUUUGUAUGUGUGCCAUUCAGAGGGUGAAUGGGCAAGACAAAAUAUUUACGUGCCUUUGAAGUGCAACUUAAUAUUAGGAAGGUGUUCCUAAUGUUUUAACAUGACACUUCCAGUUUGGGUGGGAAAUACCUGCUUACGUGGGAGAAAAGUGAUUUAUUCUCGGGAUUUAACAUUUGUAAAAUACAGGGAAAAUAUUUAACCCUACUGUACACAGAACACACCAGGGAGGGAACAGAGAGUUUGUUUGUAAAACCUUGAGACAUGUUGAGACUAGAUUACAGUGGUACUUUCUGUACAGUGAAGUAACGUGCUACCCAGUCAGGAGGGCCUGAGGUUGAACCUUCUAUCCCAAGCCCUAACCUCUGUGAACCGUAACCUCUGACCUAUAACCUCUGUGUGUGUGUUAGGCUGCUGCAGAGCUACAUCAAGGCCAACCUGAAGGAGGGACAGGGAGGACCAGAUAGCACCUGGGAACAAGGUAAACACACACACACAUACACACACACACAAUCAUUGACAUUAUUAAUGAGUCAACAUCUUCCUAUUUCCUGCUGGUCAGAGGUGUUUUUCCUGUUCAGUCUCCAUGACUACGACCGCAGCGGUGACAUGGAUGGCCUGGAGAUGAUGAAGCUGCUCUCUGAAUACAACUCCCACAAUACACCUGGGGAACAGUCAGCAGAGCCGGUGAGGUGUGAGGUGUGUGUGUGUGUGUGUGUGUGUGUGUGUGUGUAGAACAUCUGUAGAAAACAUCUUCACUGUCAUGGUUAGGACAUACUGUAUUGUACUGACUGAUUUUGUAACUCUGUCUUGAUCGUAGUCAGUUUGGCCAAGUAGCUAGCAGGACAUAAUAUUAUAAGGGUUAUGUAUCAGGAUUGAAAUAGAUAAUGUAGCCUGUACUGUUGUGUAGGUAUAAAGAUGUUACUGUAGGACUCACUUUAGCUGUAAGUGAAUCUCCACUAAUGCUGAAGUUGGGGCGGCAGGUAGCUUAGUGGUUAAGAGCGUUGUGCCAGUAACCGAAAGGUCGCUGGUUCUAAUCCCUGAGCCGACUAGGUGAAAAAUCUGUCAAUGUGCCCUUGAGCAAGGCACUUAACCCUAAUUGCUCCUGUAAGUCGCUCUGGAUAAGAGCGUCUGCUAAAUGACUAAAAUGUAAAAGUUGACUGCACAGUGUUUCAGUUGGUGAAUAUGUACACUAAGCCAAUGUUUUUUGUUGUGUGUGUGUGUACGCGCAUUCCAGGUGGUGGAAAUGGUAGACUUUCUCCUGCAGACUCAGGAUCUCAACAUGGACGGUCUAAUAGCUCCCUCUGAGCUACUCUCUCCCCCCAAACUACAACAACCAGACUCCAACACCCAGGGUGCACCUGAACAGGGAAGGAGUGUGGCCCAGGAGCAGGUAGAGGUCCAAAUGGAAGUCAAAGUUGAGGAACCAAAACAAGACAAGGCAGCACAGAAAGAGGAGAAGAAAGCAGAGGAACAGCCCAAGGAAGAAGAGUCAAAGCCAGGAGAUGAGGGACAGGAAGUUAAGACAGAUGAACAUUCUAUACAGGAAGAGAUGAAACAGGCAGAGGAGAAAGGACCGCAUAUCCCAGAGGCCCCUGCUGCUGAUCAUGUGCAAAAUAGGCCUGCUCCUGUACAUCAGGGGCAGCCUGAAAUGUAAACAAACACACACAAUAAUAAUAUGCAAACAGCACUCCAACACAACAAUACUUCCAUCCAGACCGAGAGGGGUCAGCCAAUAGCAGGAGCCCGUUGAGUGACAGGAAGCAGAGUUAGCAAAUCACAUCCCCUCAUCUACCUUGGGGGUAGGGGCUUAUUUGUUUCACAUUGAGGGAUUUCUGUUUUCUUUUGUACUAAAGAAUUGUAAACUAAGAGAUAUCAGCCAUUUGUUUUCAAGCUGCUGUUAUAUUUCAACACAUUGCCCUUCUGAACAAGAUCGAGUGAGAAUAUAAUUCAGCAUUAAAUAUGUUGUAUUGUGCCAAAAGAUACUAUGCCUUACACUGCUAAAUAGUACAGUUUGACCUUCAGUUUAUUGAUUUUGCAGUAACUAGUUGCUUUUUCUGUUGAAGAAGCCAUAUAAUAUUGGAAUGGACAAUCUGAAGAAAAGUUAAGGAAUUGACUGCAUUUACGAACGUGUCAAAUGCAUUGCCUUCCCCCUCCUGUGCAAUAUAAAAUAUAAAUUGUGUACUCCCCUCAUUGAUGCAAAAGGAAUGGGUUGGUUUAAGAAAUUCAGUGGAAAAUCCCUCUAGCUCAUGGAAUUGGGCUCUCUACUUGUCACAGCAGUUGUUGAGACUAGAUUCUUCCUUCUCAUUAUUAGACAGGCGUUUUUCCUGGUCAGGUCAAAAACCCCAGGCCCUUUUCACUUAUGCUACCAAUAAACUAAAGUGCCGUCUGUUGAUUUGUACAAAUAAUAUUUUUUGCGUCGCUGCACAGCUGCCUGCUCAGCCACAGUAACACUAGAGCCCAAUUCAGUCUCCCCCUUCUCCUAGAAGUGUGCACUUGUUCCUUUAAAAUACAUGAGGGGAGUAAACAAAUAUACACUGGUGAGAAGUGUAAUCUGAAGUGUAAUUUGAUUUCAUGUAAUCGAACACAAUGAUUUAGGAACAUGGGAUGAAUUUAAGAAACAAAUGAAUAUUUGGUUUGCUGUAAAUUUCCUGAAUUGGAAGGUUUGUAUAUUUAUAUGACAAAAAUAAAGCCAACAUGACUAUGCCACCUUUAUUACGUAGUUUCUGUCUCGGCGGUGACUAGGUACUGAUUGCACCUUGUUUGUUUAAAAGGGGAAUAAAGAGGAAUGUCCACUCACUUUUUGCUGCUCCAACAUUUCCACUCAGCAGACGGAUUCCUAUGCUAAAACAUAUGGGUCCAAUUGGGAUUUGGCCUAAGCACUUGUGGAGAUCCGAGAGGAUUUGACAACUGUAAGCAAUAUGGUAAUAUUUGCCACCUUGCCCUCUGAUAAGCUACUGGUAUGUGGAAGUGUCACCGUGUUGCUUACACCAUUCAAAU